AUGGACAAGCUUAUUGUUGAGCUACCUUUGAUUGAUGUUGUUAGGACUUCUCCAAUGCUUAGGAGAUAUGUCAAGAGAAUGGUAACUAAGGAUUUGAAUGUUGAGCAAGGAGUUAUGAUGAUAUCAGCUCAAGUCAGUGCUAUUAUUCAGAACAAGAUCCCAGAAAAGCUUCCUGAUCCAGGUAGUUUUGUUCUUGAUUGUACUAUAUUCACUGACAGAUUUGCUAGAUCUUUGUGUGAUCUUGGUUCUAGUGUCAACUUAAUGCCAAGAUCAGUAGCUCUUAGCCUGGGAAUGACAGACUUCAAGUCUACCAAGAUCACUCUAAUCCUUGUGGAUCGCUCAAUUUGCAUUCCUGAUGGUGUUCUUGAAGAUGUUCCAAUUAAGAUUGGUGAAUGCUUGAUACCAACUGAUUUUGUGGUACUCAAGUAUGAAGAAGAACCUAAGGACCCUCUUAUCCUUGGAAGAUCUUUCUUAGCCAAUGCUGGAGCUAUAAUUGAUGUCAAGAGAGGGCAAAUUGGGUCAAUGUUGGUGAUCUGCAAAUGCGUUUUGACAUGGACAAGCUGGUCAAAAGGCCAACCAUUGAUGGAGUUGCAUCCUGAAGACCCACUUGAGAGAGCAUUGGUUGCUUCUGUUGAAGAGGUUGAGCAUCUAGAUGACAUUGCUGCUGGAUAUGUCAAUCUACUUGAUGCUAAUGAGCAAUUGAAGAAGCUGGUUGCACAAGAGGAAUUGGUUAGUACUUCUUCACAAGCUGAAAAAUUUUCUGAUUGGAGUUUUGAGAAAGCUCCAAAGCUUAAUCUCAAGCCACUUCCUGCUGGAUUAAGGUAUGCAUUAUUGGGUGAAAAUUCUUCUUAUCCUGUUAUUGUUAGUGCUUCCUUGAACAAUGCAGAGCUCACUUUACUGCUAAGUAAGUUGCGCAAGUUUCGCAAAGCUCUUGACUAUUCUCUUGAUGAUAUUGCAGGAAUUUCUCCAGACUUGUGUAUGCAUAGGAUUCAUCUUGAGGAAGGAGCUAAGACAUCUAUUGAGCAUCAGAGGAGAAUGAAUCCAAAUUUGCAAGAUGUUGUCAAGAAGGAGAUCAUGAAAUUGCUGAAUGCUGGGAUCAUCUAUCCAAUAUCUGACAGCAAUUGGGUUAGUCUGGUACAUGUUGUUCCUAAGAAGGAUGGAGUAACAGUGGUGAAGAAUGACAAGAAUGAGCUGAUCCCUACAAGGACAAUUACUGGUCAUCAGAUGUGCAUAGACUACAUGAAGCUGAAUGCUGCAACCCGAGAAGAUCACUUCCCGCUGCCCUUCAUUGAGCAAAUCCUUGAGAGGUUAGCUAAUCAUCCAUACUACUGCUUUUUGGAUGGUUAUUCCGGGUUCUUCCAAAUUCUGAUUCAUCCUGAUGAUCAAGAGAAGACCACUUUUACUUGCCCCUAUGACUAUAUGGAGGUAUUCAUGGAUGAUUUUUCAGUUUAUGGGUCUUCAUUCAAGAACAGUUUAGAUAAUCUAUGCAAGGUGUUGGCAAGAGAUGGCAUAGUGCUUGGUCACAGGGUUUCAGAAGCUGGUAGUGAAGUUGACCGCACUAAGAUAGAUGUGAUGACAUGUCUUCAAAUGCCCGAGAAUGUGAAGGCAGUAAGGAGUUUUCUUGGGAUAGCCUUUGAAAGGAUUAAGCAAGAGCUUGUGAGUGCUCCUAUUGUUCAGCCACCAGAUUGGGAUCUACCAUUUGAUGUUAUGUGUGAUGCUAGUGACUAUGCAGUGGGAGCAAAGAAGGAUGCUAAGCCUAGACUUUUGAGACGGAUUCUUCUUCUACAAGAGCUUGGCAUUGAAGUGAGGGAUAAGAAAGGAGUAGAGAAUGGUGUUGCUGAUCACUUAUCCAGGAUUAGAAUUGAUGAUGAUGUCCUAAUACAAGUCUAUGGUGACGAUCGAUACCACCAUGGCAUCGGUCGACACCCAUGUUUUCCCGAAACAGAUUGGUCGUAUGAUGGAGAUUUAGCUGCUGUGGCUAGCUCAAAUCAACCUUGGUAUGUUGAUAUUGCCAAUUAUCUUGCUGCAGAGGUAGAACCAGAGAAGUUCACUGGCUAUAACAAGAAGAGUGAUGGAGUUUACAGAAGAUGUUUAGCAGAGAGUGAGGUACCUGACGUUUUGUUUCAUUGUCAUGGAUAUGACUAUGCAGAACAUUUUGCUACAUUCAAAACAGUGUCCAAGGUUCUCCAAGCAGGCUUUUGGUUGCCAACGAUGUUCAAAGACGCUCAAGAGUUUGUCACAAGAUGCGAUGUCUGUCAGAGGAAAGGUCAAAUCAGUAAAUGGAAUGAGAUGCCACAAAACUUCAUUCUUGAAGUUGAAGUGUUUGAUUGUUGGGGUAUUGACUUUAUGGGACCAUUUAUUUCUUCUUACAAGAAUCAAUACAUCUUAGUGGCUGUUGAUUAUGUCUCCAAGUGGUUUGAAGCGAUUGCCUAUGCAAAGAAUGAUUCUGUUGUGCUGCUGAAAAAGUAUGGAGUUCAGCAUAGAGUGGCUACUCCAUAUCACCCACUGACUAGUGGUCAAGUAGAGGUUCCCAACAGGCAGAUUAAGGAGAUUCUUGAGAAAACAGUUGGUGUUACAAGGAAGGAUUGGGCUAUGAAGCUUGAUGAUGCACUUUGGGCAUAUAGAACGGCUUAUAAAACACCAAUUGGCACCACACCUUUUCAUCUGCUUUAUGGGAAAUCAUGUCAUCUUCCAGUGGAGUUAGAGCAGUCUAGACAGUUAAGUUGA
Molecule: messenger RNA, 2727 nt
Organism: Camelina sativa (false flax)
Lineage: Eukaryota; Viridiplantae; Streptophyta; Magnoliopsida; Brassicales; Brassicaceae
Source: RefSeq, a predicted model, not a curated record